Molecule: messenger RNA, 703 nt
Organism: Drosophila melanogaster (fruit fly)
Lineage: Eukaryota; Metazoa; Arthropoda; Insecta; Diptera; Drosophilidae
Exons: 3
Coding region: 34-519 (161 amino acids)
Source: RefSeq, marked reviewed
CGUCAAGUAUCAGAAUUUUCGUAAAACACUGAAAUGGUUGUACUUGUGGGCUGUUGCUAUUUUUUUGGAUCGCGCACUGGAUGCAUUAUAAGUUCAGUAUGGCUCCUUCUAUACUACGGACUAAUGUCAUAUUUUAUGCACUAUCAAAUGAUAAAUUCUCGGAGGGCUAUCAUAGACUUAAAAACUCGCGAAUAUAAAAAGGAAAAUACAGGCUUCUGGGUAUUGGGUAUUUCGUUCAUCCUCAUGGCAUUUGCAACUGUGUUUUUAUUUAUCGGAGCAAUCAUGAGGAAAUAUGAAUUUCUUUUUCUGUUUUUACUGGCUCAAUUGCCUUCCCUUUUUGUGGAAUCGUUUUAUCUGUUGACAGCCAUUAUAUACGGCAUAGAAUUCGAAAGUUUUAUAAUAUAUCUUGUCCCCUUUGGAAUUUUGAUUUACAUCGAUCUAGUUGUUUGCUCAUAUUUGUAUGAACUUAAAUGUCUUAAAAGGAUGAGAUCUGUGUCACAAUUUACCAUAGAAUAUUGAGAUCAUUUUGCCAAUUUAAAGUCCAUUAUAAAUUUGUUCGGCGUCCAGUGCUUGUGUAUAUAUUUUUAUACGACUUAAGAUCAAAUACCACUUUUUCCGGUAGAACACACAAAAGACAGCGAUAAGGUUGGUUGACUUGAGAGCAGGAAAACAUGUCAAGAAAUAAAAACAAAAAUGAUUUAUC